AUGUUUGUUAUCAUAUUAUUAUUCUUUGUUGGUCUUGUACAAUGUGAUCGUUCCUUCGUGAUUAAUAUUAACCAGAAUGGUGAAAUUGUUCAUCAGAAUGUGACCGAAAAAGAUGAUUUGUUAAUCAUCGAUGUGCCAGGUCAUACCGGCGUUGUUCAUGCCACGUAUUACCUGGAUUAUCGUAGUGGUUAUGAGCUGGUUAAUUUUGUUAAUCAGGGAAAAUGUCACCUGAGCACAAUCGACGAAAAUAUUCGACAUUCAAAGAUGGUCGAACCACCACAGCUAUCACAAGUUCCAGGUGCCAAAGCAGCUGUCUACGAUGCCUCACAGUUUCAACGAACGAACAUCAUUCGUUUAGAACAAGAAAAUCCAAUGGGAAACACAUCGUUUUUGCGUUCUGAACUUCAGUCUGCUUGUCGUGAUCGUCCAAUUUAUUAUGUGAAAAAAAUGCUUGAAGCUGAUUUGGCUAAGAUGAAAUCUGACGGCCGUGUGACAUCAACGGAUGAUGGUUAUCUCAUACCAACAUACCUGGAAGGUGAUAAAUCGAUGACAUGUGAUAUUCCAGAUGUCGCCGCAGACAACAAACCGGAAAGUCUAGCUCGAUUUUAUAUCAGAAAGCAAGAUAUUUCAUCGAUGAUUCAAGUGGAAACAGCCGCUGUUCUAUUUAAUAUUGUUUACCAGGUACUGGCAGCUCAUAGAUGUACAAAUUCGUGUUCGUUUCAGUUGCGCUUUGACGAUGUGUUCACGACAGUGCCGGCCGAGUGCAAUCAGUCAGGUCAGUUUUACAUUUGCACCACUGAAAUUCGAAUCAAUUAUAAUCUGAGAACCGUUGAUCUAACAUUCGAAGCUGCACAGCUAGUCGUAGGACAGGAAAAACAGUAUGAAACGGCUAUUGAACAAACUGUCUUCAAGAAUUUUAAUCGUAAUAUAACACU
Molecule: messenger RNA, 935 nt
Organism: Didymodactylos carnosus
Lineage: Eukaryota; Metazoa; Rotifera; Eurotatoria; Philodinida; Philodinidae
Source: the annotation of a GenBank genome assembly